CCUACACGUGGUCAGUAGAGAAGUUGUCAGGGGUGUGAGUUUACCGUUCAAACACCAGACACCAAACACCAUCACACACCAUGAAACUUGUGCUCUUUGUUUUAGGAGCUUGUCCCUUCUGGCUAGGAAAUGCAGCAGUUGGCAGACGAUGCACGACAGACGCCCAGUGUGACGUCACGGAGUGCUGUGAGAAACCUUACGUCACCAUCGUCAGUCGGAAAAGAGUUGUCGGGACUGGUGACAUCAGGAAACCUCCCAAAACUGGAACGUGCCAGAAGUACAAGCUAGAGGGAGAGAACUGCAGCGGAUUUGAUAAACCUAACGGCUACUGCGGCUGUCGGCCAGGCACCAUCUGCAGGUCCAGGGAGGUACCACAAGACAUCAGGAGACUGGUGGCGGCACCUAGACCACCAGGGUACGGCUGGGUCUCAACGUGUGAGAAGUCUUAAACACGGCACGGGACUGUCUGA
Messenger RNA from Physella acuta, 470 nucleotides. RefSeq lists its product as uncharacterized. The record is from RefSeq and is a predicted model, not a curated record. Lineage: Eukaryota; Metazoa; Mollusca; Gastropoda; Physidae.